CCAUGUGACUAAGUUCAAUGUCCCUUUGUCAAUCAACAUAGCAAAUCAAUGGCUGUUUGCCUCACCAGGCGUUGUCACUACGGUAGGAGAUAGCAACAGACACGUGAGACUACAGAUUUGAAGAGUGAAUACUCCACAUCUAGAUCAGAAUGAGGACUAUACUUGCCCUGGCUGCAGCUGUCACCUGUAUCUUGAUGGGUGUCCAAGAUGCUGAUUCUUCUCCAAGUAUUUCAAGACAAUACUCAUUCAGUUCUUACCAGUCAAGGAGAGGUAACUCUCAACAACAAGUAAGGGGAGAUAACUCCACAUUCAACAUUGUGUGUUACUUUUAUAUGGAUCACCAACCAUUCACAAGCCCACUUCCUCCACCGAUAAAUGUGUCACUUUGUUCACACAUCAUCUUCUUGGGGACAUACAUCAAGGAUGCAGAGAUGACACCUAGUAAUGCGUCCGAUGAAGCUAUCUACUACUCCAAAGUUGCAACUAUGAAGAAACUGAAGCCGUCCUUGAAAGUCUUGCUUUGCAAUGGAGGCAACUUUUCCCAGGUUUUAAACACCCAAGAAAAUAGGACAAAGUUUGCCAGAAGUACAGUACCCUGGAUGAGGAAGUAUGGCUUCGAUGGUCUGGAUAUGGACUGGGAAUUCCCCACAUUCGGCCACCCUCCUGCGCGCAGACACAAUCUCACCCUGUUAGUGAAGACUAUUAGGGAGUUGUUCGAUGCAGACCAGGCACAGAGUGGCGGAAGUCGUCUGCUGCUGUCCAUGGCCGUCAGUGCUGGAGAGGAGAUGAUCAGCUCUUGUUACGAGGUGGCUGAACUAGCCAAGUACGUGGACUUUGUGAACGUGAUGACCUACGACAUGCACUUGUACCUGGAAGUGUUCCCCUUCACUGGCCUCAACAGCCCCCUCUAUCCCGGGGACGAUGUGCUGGACAGGACCAUCUUUAAAAACAGAUACUUCGUAUGGUCGGCCAAUGAAUGGGUCCGGCAGGGAAUGAAGAAGAGUCAGGUGAUGACAGGAAUUCCCACGUACUCUCGCACAUACACGCUGUUGGAUGAAAAGUCCCAUGGACUCUACUCUUUGGCUAAAGGCGUUGGACGAAUCGGGGACUCCCCUGCCUAUGAUACUGUUUGUGAGUUGGCUAAGAACACCAGUACAACCGUAGUGUGGGACGACCAGAGUAAGGUCCCCUAUCUGUACCAGGAGGAUCUGUGGAUCUCUUACGACAACGUUCGCAGCGUCACAUUAAAGACACAGUAUCUGCUCCAGCAGGGGUUUGGAGGAGCCAUGGUCUACAUGCUCAACGCCGACGACUACAGGGGAUCUUGUGAUGGGAAAACAAAAUGGCCGCUGUUCAAAGCUAUCAAUGCUGCAGUGGCGGAUUUUGUGCCUGAAAAAGGUGUCGAGGUUGAAUAUGAUUUCAGGGAAUACGUGGAGAUUGAUGUUAAUGUUUAAUUGUACCUUACUGGUUCCAGAUCUUAUUUUUGUCAUCGUAAAUAUUUAUAAUUAGAAAAUACAUAGAAGCAUCUGUUUCCCUUCCCUGUACAUCUAAAGGAAAACCCUCUAUUGCUGACAACAAAGACUACAUCCCUAAAUGGCUUACUUCUCGUAAAUGCAUUCUCUGCGCUGGUCCAACUUAUCCUUGUUUGCCAGUAGAUGUCUUCCAUUUUGAUGAAACCUUGAGCACAGGUAUGGUGCAGACAAACCCAGACACAUGGUCAGGGCAGAGUGGGAUUCAAACCCCAAAUCAUAGGUAGGUGGUCUGCACAAGGGAUGUAACUCUACACCUAAGACCACUGAGCCAGUAAAGAGAGAGAGGUUGCUGGACAGUACUCUGAUACUUCCUGUGAUGGGAUAGGACUAGUCUGUCGUACAUACCCUGAAGCAAAUAUAUCCAAGAAAGCCCACGCAAGUCUAGAAAAUGUGGCAAGUCUAUAUUUCCUCAGCUUCAGGCUGAAAAUGAAG
Molecule: messenger RNA, 1964 nt
Organism: Haliotis rubra (blacklip abalone)
Lineage: Eukaryota; Metazoa; Mollusca; Gastropoda; Lepetellida; Haliotidae
Product: acidic mammalian chitinase-like
Exons: 9
Coding region: 150-1454 (434 amino acids)
Biological process (GO): chitin catabolic process; carbohydrate metabolic process
Cellular component (GO): extracellular region
Molecular function (GO): chitinase activity; chitin binding
Source: RefSeq, a predicted model, not a curated record